Messenger RNA from Bicyclus anynana (squinting bush brown), 650 nucleotides. RefSeq names its product NADH dehydrogenase [ubiquinone] 1 beta subcomplex subunit 8, mitochondrial (gene ND-ASHI). The record is from RefSeq and is a predicted model, not a curated record. Bases 72 to 593 code for a protein of 173 amino acids. Gene Ontology annotation, cellular component: mitochondrion. The transcript is spliced from 3 exons. Lineage: Eukaryota; Metazoa; Arthropoda; Insecta; Lepidoptera; Nymphalidae.
CAUUUCGAUUUUUCGAACGAAUUUCCGAGUUUUGACAGACAAAAGAUUAUGGAAACUGCAUUAUAAAUAAAAUGGCUUUUAAUUUGGUAAAAAGAGCCCUUCUAUACGAUACAAAGGCUGUACGAAAUGCAGCAGCAAUAUAUUAUAACACAGCGAGAAACCAUUGGAAUUACCAAUAUAAACCGGACCCAUAUCCCAAGACACCACAAGAACGAGCAGCGGCAGCCAAAAAGUAUGGGUUGACUGUUGAAGAAUACCAGCCAUAUCCUGAAGAUAUGGGUUAUGGGGACUAUCCUAAAUUGCCGGACAUUGGAACAGAUUCUAAAGAUCCCAACUAUCCAUAUGAUUUACCCGACCUAAAACGAAAUUUCAAUGAACCGAUUCAUGCUAGUGCUGAAAUAUAUGGUGAAGACCGUUAUGAUCCAUCUGGAAGGCCAAGGUUUUCUCUCACACAUCAGUGGACCUGGUUUUUGGGGGCUAUAUUUGGCAGUUUUGGUUUAUACUUCUGGUUGGACAAUUAUAAAUUUGGUCGACCAGUUACUAUAAAGCAAUAUCCAAAAGAUGGGCCACAUUACAUGUUUUGUGAAAAAUAGAAAACAUAUUACGUCUUCACACCAAUGUAAGUUAGAUUGAAUAAAAACUAAAAGUAA